AGUUCAUGUUUCGCCAAGAAGUCGGUGUGACGUCUUUUAUUCCAUCUUGUUCGUAUCUUUUCCAACACGAGAAGAGGAAUAUGUCCAGAUACAACAUAUACAGCCUGCUGGACUGGGUCUACGGCGGCGUGGACCCGAAGUUUGAGGGCAACGGGGGCCCCGAGUGUGCCGCCUUCAUAGCGCCCCAGCAGCGCAUCAGCGAGAGUCUGGUCAUCGUCCUCAUCUCCCUGCUGGAGAUCGGUGUGGCUCUGAAGAAGAUCAACCUCUCCAAAGAGCUCAGAGUGGUGGGCAAAGACUGCGUUAGGGCAAAGGAGGACAGUCUGGGCAAGAACCUGUUGCUGGUUGCCCUUUGCAUGACUUUUGGGGUGGAGGUUGGCUUCAAGUUCGCCACUAAGACUGUGAUCUAUCUGCUGAAUCCCUGCCAUGUCAUGACCAUGGUUCAGAUCUUCCUGCUGGCGUGCCCGCCUUGUAAAACAGCAAUGGUUGUUUUUAGGCUGCAGGUCCACAUGUUGAAUGGAGCGUUACUGGCUUUAAUGUUCCCUGUAGUCAACACUAGACUUCUUCCCUUCGAGAAGGAGAUCUACUACAUCCAGCACUCCAUGCUGUACCUGGUGCCUCUUUACCUUUUCAGGAAAGGAGGUGUGUACAAGCCUGAGCCCCUGGGGGACAUGUGGUGGGCACUGCUCUCCACCGGCAUCCUGUUCCUCUAUCACUUCCUUUUCUUGCAGGUUCUUGGCCUGGUAACUGAGGUCAACCUGAACAACAUGCUGUGUCCGGCCGUGUCCGAUCCGUUCUACGGUCCUUGGUACCGGGUUUGGGCGACGGGCCACCAGACCCUGCUGACCCUCAUCCACGGAAAGCUCCUCACACUCCUCUCCCAGUACAGCGGCUCCGCCUGCAGAUACAUGCUGGACACACUGCGACUGCGCAGCAAGAAAGUCGACUGAAUGUCCACAGAGAUGCACUCAGGCUUAGCCUUUCACUCUAAAUGCCUGCUCAUACAUUGGAGUUAGUUUCUUUUUUUUUUUUUUUUUUUAAUCUGCAUUUUAAUGCAUCUUUUAAGACUCACCAUCUGUUUUACUGAAAUUCCAGCAUUUCAGGGCCAGUGAAUCAGUGUGUCAUUCUUUUAGUGUUGUAGUCGGCUUGCAUACAUACUCGCAUGCACAAAUGUAAAGGGCAUUUUAGGACUGGUAGUAUUGCGGAGUUGGCCAGAUUUAGAUUUCAUUUCCAGAAACGCGUACGUGAAUUAGCGGGAGAUUUCUCAAGCUGCCUUUUUGUAAAUUUUUGAGGACAGAAAACGGGAGUCGCCCAAAAGUCACUGCUGUUCUGCAGUUGUUACACUUUCAGUUCUUUAUGUGGUCGUUAUGCUAGAUUGUAUGUUAGUGGAUAAAGCUGCCAUUUUAUUCGUCUCAAGUGCAUUUUGAAGCAGAUUGUCAUUUUGCUUGUUCAUAGCGUGAGGAUUUUGUAUGAUCACCUCAGUGUUAUCACGACUGAAAAUAGAAACUUUAUGGCUUUAUGUUCCUCUGUUCCCACUUUGCUACGGUUAUAAAAAAAAAAGCGUUCUUGCCUGUGGCUUCUCCAGCCUGUUCAGAUCAUUCCAGAUGUGAUAAUCAGGGGACACGAGGAUGUAUUUCAUGCUGAGAUUCAGAGGAUUUAUGGAUCUGCACUGGGAUGUUGUUGUUAUUACCUCUGCCAAGGAGGACGCGUGUUUGUCUGUUAUUUUUAUUGUGAUGUUGGACCAUAUUCAGUGAGGUAUGACUUUGAGUGCGUCGUUGGAAUAAAUGUGUUGUUUUGCCAAGAUGAAACACAUCCCGGUAAGACAUGUAUCUGGGCUGGAAUCACGCAUCGUGACACUUGAAGAGAAUCUCUCGCUUUAUUGUCGAGUUAAUCUCACAGAGCAUCCUGAAUUCACCCAACUGCAAAUGUAUCCAGUCACACUCUCAAUUUUGUAUAAAUCAAUAUGCAUGAAGUCUCUAUGGGUGGUUUGUUGGUCACUCAUUCUAAAGGAAGUAGUAUUAACAACACUGAUAAUUGGAAGAUGUCAGUCAUGGUAUAUAUCAUUUCAAGUAUGAGGGCUGUGUGUAUUACUGUAGCAUAUUCUAUACUUCACUGUAAAGAAGGGAUAAGAGAAACUUUUGUAUUUCUAUCAAUUCGUGUGUGUGCUGUCUUGACAAUAAAAGUGAUGUAAGUUGA
Amphiprion ocellaris (clown anemonefish) is the source of this 2193-nucleotide messenger RNA. Its product is annotated as transmembrane protein 164. Bases 6 to 947 code for a protein of 313 amino acids. NCBI's taxonomy places the organism in Eukaryota, Metazoa, Chordata, Actinopteri, Pomacentridae. The transcript is spliced from 6 exons. The record is from RefSeq and is a predicted model, not a curated record.